GAUGCUGGCAGAGUGCCUGCGCCUCUGGGGAUGGGUGGGAGACAAGCUGCAGCGGCGCUGGGGGAGCCUCCUGCUGUGCCAGGCCCUGGGCGCCAGCCCUGCCCGCCCCAGGCCCCCCUCUUGCCGGCGGAGGACGAGCCGUCGUGGGGUCCCCACCGCCUGGCGCUGCUCGUCCCGUUCCGGGAGCGCUUCGAGGAGCUGCUGGCCUUCGUGCCCUACAUGCACCGCUUCCUGAGCAAGAAGAGGAUCCGCCAUCACAUCUUCAUCCUCAACCAGGUGGAUCAUUUCAGAUUUAACAGGGCAUCCCUGAUCAACGUGGGCUUCCUGGAGAGUGGCAACGACACCGACUACAUCGCGAUGCAUGACGUCGAUCUCCUGCCCCUCAACGAGCAGCUGGACUAUAGCUUUCCAGAGGCAGGACCCUUCCAUGUGGCAUCGCCAGAGCUACACCCUCUCUACCACUAUAAGACCUACGUGGGCGGCAUCCUCCUGCUCACCAAGCAGCACUAUGAGAUGUGCAAUGGCAUGUCCAACCGCUUCUGGGGCUGGGGACGGGAGGACGACGAGUUUUAUCGACGUAUUAAAGGAGCCGGUCUCCAGGUUCGCCGUCCCUCUGGAAUCACGACUGGAUAUGAGACUUUCCAGCACCUGCAUGACCCAGCCUGGAGAAAGAGAGACCAGAAGCGCAUCGCUGCGCAGAAGCAGGAACAGUUUAAGGUGGAUCGGGAGGGAGGUCUGAACAACGUGAGGUACCGAAUUGAGUCACGGACAGCUCUGAGUGUGGCAGGAGCCCCUUGCACCGUCCUUAAUAUCUUGCUGGACUGUGAUGGAAGCGAGACCCCUUGGUGCACGUUUGGCUGAGCCUCCCUCCCGUGUGCCAGUUGUGUGCGCUGUACUUUUGCUGAGACGCCGGGGCUGCCACCAGGCUGCUUGGAACACGUGGGAUUUUUGCAGCAGACGAGUAUGGCAGUGCUGGCGAGACGCAGAGGAACAGAAAAGGCCGAGAACCGGGCUUCGCUGGGACCAACAGAAGAGGCUCAGAGCAGGACUCAGUGGUGUCACUGCAGAUGCUGGUGCUGCCUCCCAGGGCAGGUGCAGGAGGCCAUUUUCCUGCACUGGACAUGGCUGAGCUGCCACCCAGCUCAGAAGACAAUAAAGAACUGUCAGGGCACCUGUGAGUUGUGAAUGCCCUGGGCCAGGCCACACCACUCCUU
This is a messenger RNA of Athene cunicularia (burrowing owl), 1214 nucleotides long. It is a transcript of the gene B4GALT7, whose product is annotated as beta-1,4-galactosyltransferase 7. Lineage: Eukaryota; Metazoa; Chordata; Aves; Strigiformes; Strigidae. The transcript is spliced from 6 exons. Bases 31 to 861 code for a protein of 276 amino acids. Gene Ontology annotation, molecular function: xylosylprotein 4-beta-galactosyltransferase activity. The record is from RefSeq and is a predicted model, not a curated record. Gene Ontology annotation, biological process: proteoglycan biosynthetic process; carbohydrate metabolic process.